GGGAAGACGAGAAACUGGCCGCGUCCUUGCUGGACGGGAAGUUCCCGCGGAGCACCUCCAUGACGGACACGGUCCGGGAAGGCCACGGGAUCCCCCCUCCCCCUCAGACCGGGAGGUUGUCAGCUUUAAAGCCAUUAAUCAGCAGCUCCUCCUCGACCUUCAUCCACCCCCUGACGGGAAAGCCCCUGGAUCCCAACUCGCCCCUGGCGCUGGCGCUGGCCGCAAGGGAACGGGCGCUGUCCACUCAAGUCCCAUCCCGGUCGCCCACCCCGAUCCACAGCCCCGACUCGGACAGAGCCGCGCCCCUGUUUGUGGACAUCCAAACCAAAGAACCGGACAGGGGGGACUUGGAGAGCUUGGUGUCCCCCGCCUACUCCCCCGGAGGGAAGGCGGUGAUGGCGGCCGAUGCCGGCGCUCUGACCCCCACCAAGAGCCCCUGGGGGACUCCAACCACCCUGAGGAAGGAGCCCGAGGUGCGAGCGGAGACGCCGGGCAAGGAGGAGAAGAAACCCGAGGACAAGAAGUCCAUGAUCAUCAGCAUCGUGGACACGUCGCAGCAGAAGACCGCCGGCCUCAUCAUGGUCCACGCCACCAGUAACGGUCAAGACGAGAUCGGCCUGGAGAUCAAAGAGGAGAGCCCGGCCGUGCCCGAGGUCUGUGCGGAGCCGGUCGAGUCCCCCAAGGCCGAGCCCCAGCCCAGCCCUGUGGGGAAGCCGCCGGCCAGCCCGGCCUCGGAGAAGGCGCUGGGCCAGGGCAGCUCGGAGGAGGAGGUGGAGCCCUACACGGUGACCCUCCCGCCGGCCCAGCUGUCCUCCAGCGACGAGGAGACCCGCGAGGAGCUGGCCAAGAUCGGGCUGGUGCCACCCCCGGAUGAAUUCGCCAACGGGGUGCUGGUGACCACCCCCGGCACCCCCGUGAGCCACCUGGCCGCGCCCGGCGCGCCGUCCCUGCCAGCGGCAGCAGUAGCACCUUCUCCCCCCGGCGCGACACCCUCAGGGAAGCCCUCGGACGCCCCCGCGGCCCCGGAGUCGGCGGCGGACUCGGGAGUGGAAGAGGUGGACACCAGGAGCUCCAGCGACCACCACCUGGAGACCACGAGCACCAUCUCCACGGUCUCCAGCAUGUCCACGCUGUCCUCGGAGAGCGGCGAGCCCACUGACACCUACACGUCCUUCGCCGACGGCCAAACUUUUCUACUCGAGAAGCCACCAGUGCCUCCAAAGCCCAAACUCAAGUCCCAGCUCAGCAAGGGGCCGGUUACUUUCAGGGACCCACUUUUGAAGCAGUCUUCGGACAGCGAGCUCAUCUCCCAGCACCACGCGGCCACGCUGGCGGCCACCAGCGCGGCCCGGCCACGCUACCUCUUUCAGAGAAGGUCCAAGCUAUGGGGCGACCCCAUGGAGAGCAGGCCCGGCCACGGGGCCGAAGAGGACAAACCAACUGUGAUCAGCGAGCUGAGCUCCCGCCUCCAGCAGCUCAACAAGGACACGCGCUCCUUGGGCGAGGAACCGGCCGGCUCCGCCCUGGAUCCCGGCAAGAAGUCGCCGGUGGUGGCCGCACGGUAAGAGCCGGGCAUGGCCGGGGUUGGGGACAGGGCGGGUGUGGCUUUGAGGGACAUUUUGGAGCUGCAGGAGCUCAGUAGAGGGGCCGGGAUAUGUGCGGGAGGUGUGGGCUGGGCGCCCAGCGCGUCGUGGUUGUGGCUGCGCUUCCCCCACUCCGCCUUUGCCGUGGCUCCGUGUCCUCCCCUGCCUGUGUGACAGGGCUGUGGUGACAAUGACAAUGCUGUGGUGACAAUGACAGUGCUGUGCUGACAAUGGCCAUGCUGAGGUGACAAUGACAAUGCUGUGGUGACAGUGCUGAAGUGACAGUGAUGAUGCUGUGGUGACAGUGGAGAUGCUGUGGUGACAAUGACAAUGUAGUGACAAUGAUGAUGUAGUGACAAUGACAAUGCGGUGGUGACAAUGGCAAUGCUGUGGUGGCAAUGCUGUGGUGACCGUGGGGAUGCUGAGGUGACAAUGACAAUGCUGUGAUGACAGUGCUGAAGUGACAGUGGCAAUGCUGUGGUGACAAUGGGGAUGCUGUGGUGACAGUGACAAUGCCGUGGUGACAAUGACGAUGUAGUGACGAUGACAAUGCCGUGGUGACAACGGGGACACUGUGGUGACAGUUACAAUGUGGUGACAGUGGCAAUGCUGUACUGACACUGGCAAUGCUGAGGUGACAAUGCAGUUGUAACAAUGGGGAGGGGGAUGCUGUGGUGACAGUGCUUUGGUGGCAGUGAUGAUGUGGUGGCAAUGACAAUGCUGUGGUGACAAUGGGGAUGCCAUGGUGACAAUGACGAUGCUGUGCUGACAAUGGGGAUGCUGAGGUGACAGUGGUGAUGCAGAGGUGACAAUGACAAUGCUGUGGUGACGAUGCUGUGGUGACGAUGACAAGGCUAUGGUGACAGUUACAAGGCUGUGGUGACAAUGACAAUGCCAUGGUGACGAUGACUAUGUGGUUCACAACAACAAUGCUGUGAUGGCAAUGCUGUGGUGACAAUGACAAUACUGUGGUGACAAUGAUGAUGUGGUGACAGUGGCAAUGCUGUGGUGACAAUGCAGUGAUGACAGUGAUCCUGUUGUGGUGACAAUGACAAUACUGUGAUGAAAACAAUGAUGCCGUGGUGAUGAUGACAAUGCUGUGGUGACAAUGGCAAGGCUGUGGUGACAAUGGCAAGGCUGUGGUGA
Messenger RNA from Ficedula albicollis (Collared flycatcher), 2729 nucleotides. Its product is annotated as SH3 and multiple ankyrin repeat domains protein 3-like. Lineage: Eukaryota; Metazoa; Chordata; Aves; Passeriformes; Muscicapidae. Gene Ontology annotation, molecular function: synaptic receptor adaptor activity; ionotropic glutamate receptor binding. The transcript is spliced from 2 exons. The annotation marks the transcript as partial. Gene Ontology annotation, cellular component: postsynaptic density; postsynaptic membrane; dendritic spine. The record is from RefSeq and is a predicted model, not a curated record.